AUGGAAAAUCGUUUAGAAAAAAAUUUCAACAAAUUAAUCGAACGCUACAAAAAGACCAGCCAGUAACUAGAAUAAAUGAUCCAAACAGAACAAACCAUCUCUCAGCCAGUUACUGUCUAUCAAACAAGAUCUCGACAAAGCAGAAUUAAUUUCAAUGAUGAGUAAUCUUCUAUCAAUACUCAAUAGAGAGAGUUCAUCAAGAGAAAAAAAUAAUCAUUCAAUUGAGAGGAUAAGUAGACUUAGAGAAACCUUAAAUGCUAAAGAAUUGUAAGAAAAGGAAAAGUAAGAAAGAUUGAGAAUUUUGAAUAAAGAAUUAAAAGUAGUGAUCUCUAUCUAAAUUAGAUGACCCUAAAAGAUUAUAUGUAAGUAAAUAGAGAGUUGGAAAUUAAAGUGAAUCAAAGAGAAAAGCACAUCAAAUCAUUAGAAUAUGAAUUAAAGUCUAUUUAGGAUUCAUUUUACAAAGUAGAAAACAGUGCUAAGGAGAAUAGACUAAAAUGUGAAGGAUAAGAAAAAAUAAUUGAAGAGUUGUAGUAAUAAUAGUAUGACUCACAGCAGAAAUUAUUAUUGAAGAAAGAUAAAAUUUAAUUGUUAAAAGAGUAACUAAAAGAACAAGAAACAUAAUUUGAUGAGUAAGGAUAAAAUUUUGCUAAAGAAUUGGAACGAGUGUAAAGACUGUGUGAAGAUUUUUCAUCUGAAAUGUACAACUAUUUAAUUAAUAGUACAUAGUAAGAAUUAAGAGGCGUAAAAUAGAGGAUUAGAAGAGGAAAAAAUGUAACUUUUGGAAGAAACACAAUAAAAAGAAGCUUAAAUCAAAUACUUUGAUCAAUUGGUAUAGGAUUUUCGUUUUAGAGAUGAGGACAACUAAAAAUAAAUUGACUGUUUAAAUAAAGAGUUGCAAUAUCAAAAAGCAUAAACAUAGUAAUAUAUAAUAAAAUUUGAAGAAUGCUAGGAAAAACUAAAGUAAGUUUCUGAAAACACUCAAUAAACACUUUUAAACCUUGAAAAAGAAUCAAAAAAAUAUUAAGACUAAUUUCAAGAUAUAUUAAAUCAAAAAAAACAAAAAUCGAAUCAAACUAAGCUAAAGAUCGAGUAGUUAUAGUAGACAAUAUUGGAUUUAUAAAGGAAAAUAGACAAUGAUGUGAAAAAUAGAGAAAUUCAAGAAUAUGAUAUCAAAAAUUUAUAGUAAUUUAAUAAUGAAUUGAAACAGGUGACUGAUUAACAAGCAUAAAAAUUAUUGAAUUAAGAAGAAAAAAUAUAAUGUUUACAUUUAGAGAUAUCAAAAUGGAAGCAGAUAAGUUCAAAUUUACGAAGUCAAAUUAAUUUAAUGGAAUAAUAAUCUUCUUAAGAGUAGAUAAGGAUAGAAUAAGUAUGAUAUAUAUAUCAUCACUAGCUUAAAGACGAUAAUCAAAACUUAUCUGAUUCAGUUGUCUAAUUGUAAAAUUACGUUAGAAAUCUAGAGGACAAUCAUUUAGGGUGUAAAUAAUAGCAUGAAAAAUAAAUGGAUGAAAUUGAGAAGAAAAUAGAUGAUUUGGUUGAAUAAGGUCUAAAUGCUCAAGAGCAAUUACAAGAAUAAAUCAAGAAGGAGAAUGAUCUUAAGUAGAAAGUAAAAUAGUCAGAACUUGAGACAUAAAAGCAAUAGGAAAAAUGUCAGAAAUAUAAAUAAUAAUUAUAAAGUCUGAGACAUACUAUAAAGAUUGUAUAAAUGUUCAUAUAUUUUAGUUGGAUGAUAAAUUCAAAUAAUAUGAUUGUUAGGCUUAAUAAAUUUAAUUUUAAUCGUAAAAAUAGGUUGAAUUGCAGAAUUAAUAAAAAAUUAAAGUUUUAGAAGAUAUUUAGUCAUUAAUAAAAUUACAUAAAAAAAAUUGA
This is a messenger RNA of Paramecium octaurelia, 1863 nucleotides long. The record is from the annotation of a GenBank genome assembly. NCBI's taxonomy places the organism in Eukaryota, Ciliophora, Oligohymenophorea, Peniculida, Parameciidae.